AUGGAUCUUUUAUCCACUAACGUUCCACCUGCAGCCGAUUGCACAAAUCGACGUCAGUCCCAACUUUCCCAAAUCGCGAAAGCGGCGGUUUUUAACAAUCGUGCCGCAAUGAAUCCACCUCCUAAACCUUUUUCUCAACCCCUCACUGCAAUUCCUGGCAACCUUAUACUCGAACGCGAUUUUGCUGUUUGCAAUCCACGAUUCGAUAAUCACCUUACACUUCCACCACCUGUCAUACCUGCAGUUACAAUUCGAAAUUUCCAGAGAGUCGGAAUGUCUAGCGAUGGAGUCAUCGAGGGAGUUGGUCAUCCUCUCUCUGACACUCCCCUCCCAAGUGGACCUUCAACUGCCCAAAGCAGUCCAAAAAUCCUUCCCCUUAGACAAAAUUCUGGCACCACCACUCCCCGAGUUCGAGCUCCUGCGACGACCCUCAAUAUCCCUGGUAUGACCAGAUCUCGCGUUUCUCCUGAUGGCAAAAUCGCACAACGGGAUGUCGCUUCGAAAUUGGUGGUUAUCAUGGUAGGAUUGCCAGCUCGUGGAAAAUCAUACAUUACAAAGAAGAUACAACGAUAUUUGUCAUGGCAGCAACACGAGACUAAGAUCUUCAAUGUCGGCAAUCGACGUCGCGUUGCAGCUGGAAAACCACAAGAGGGAAGUGGCACGCCACCGAGUGCGCAGGCCUCAGCCUACCGCCCAUCUCUUCUCAGGGAGUCAAGUCGCGCAGGCUCAAUUCAUGGCAUCAUAGAUGCCCCUACACAGGCUGCUCAUAUGCUCCUCAACGGCGUGGAUCCCACUCAACAAGAUCAAGAAACCAAAGAUCUUGAACUGACGAAAAUUUCUUCACUCGGCGAAUUUCCAGACAAAGAAACCAUGGAUCAGUCAGCCAAUUUCUUCGAUCCAUUGAAUUCCAAGGCGGCUUUGAUCAGAGAGCAGGUAGCGAUGGCUACCUUGGACGAACUCUUGGAUUUUCUCUUGCUGGAAAGCGGUGCCGUCGGUAUCCUGGAUGCUACGAACAGCACCAUUCAACGCCGCAGCCUCCUCUUUGAGCACGUCAAGGAGAGAGAGCCAAAACUCGGUAUCCUCUUCAUAGAGAGUGUCUGCGAGGAUGAGAGUCUGCUCGAGGCAAAUAUGCGAUUGAAGCUCCGAGGUCCUGACUAUAAAGACAAAAACCCAGAAUCCUCUUUGAGAGACUUCAAGAAACGUGUCGCUGCUUAUGAAAGUGCAUACGUUCCCUUAGGAAAGUAUGAAGAAGACAAUCACAUGCAGUACAUCAAAAUGAUAGACGUCGGACGAAAGGUUGUUCAUUAUCAACUCAAGGGGUUUUUGACAGGAGGCAUAGCAUCAUAUUUGUCAACGUUCAACCUUUCCCCAAGACAAAUAUGGAUCACACGACAUGGAAAAUCCUAUGACAAUGCAAUUGGCAAGCUUGGUGGUGAUUCUGAGCUUACCGAGGAUGGACAAAAAUACGCUCAAGUCAUGCAUAGCUUCAUUACCGACAGCCGAAGACGAUGGCUUCUCGAGCAACAACAAUCGGCCAUCGACAGUGCAAAGUAUCCUCAAGGAGGCGAGGCGAUCAGAACACCACCAUAUCCAGACAUCAUGGGAGAGUUAGAUGAAAAGAACUUCUGUGUCUGGACUUCAAUGCUCAAACGAAGCAUCGAAACGGCCGAGUACUUUCAGGAGGAUGAAGAUUAUGAUGUUAAAAAUUGGGAAAUGUUGAAUGAAUUGAAUGCGGGUUCUUUCGAGGGAUUGACUUACAAGGAAAUCGAAUCACGCUUUCCAGAUGAGUACGAAAAGCGAGCCAGGGACAAAUUACACUACAUAUAUCCCGGAGUUGGAGGUGAGGGUUAUUUGCAAGUCAUCAGUCGACUGAGAGAUAUGGUUCGAGAGCUUGAACGUAUCACCGAUCAUGUCCUCAUCAUUGGACACCGAUCUGUUGCUCGAGUCUUGAUGGCAUAUUUCAUGGAUCUUACAAGAGAUGAUAUUGCCGACUUGGAUGUACCUUUGGGAAUGCUCUACGCCAUUGAACCAAAACCUUACGGUAUCGAAUUUCACGCAUACAAAUAUAAUGAACAACAAGAGUGGUUUGAUGAGUUACCAGGCUACAAGCCAAGAAAGGAAACGGAGAAGGGCAAUUGA
Messenger RNA from Sclerotinia borealis F-4128, 2139 nucleotides. The record is from the annotation of a GenBank genome assembly. NCBI's taxonomy places the organism in Eukaryota, Fungi, Ascomycota, Leotiomycetes, Helotiales, Sclerotiniaceae.